Dermochelys coriacea (leatherback sea turtle) is the source of this 5343-nucleotide messenger RNA. It is a transcript of the gene ZNF385C, whose product is annotated as zinc finger protein 385C. The record is from RefSeq and is a predicted model, not a curated record. Gene Ontology annotation, molecular function: zinc ion binding; nucleic acid binding. Bases 55 to 1617 code for a protein of 520 amino acids. Gene Ontology annotation, cellular component: nucleus. NCBI's taxonomy places the organism in Eukaryota, Metazoa, Chordata, Testudines, Dermochelyidae. The transcript is spliced from 9 exons.
CCCUGCGCCCUCUCCGGAGCGAGCGGCGGGCGGGCGGGCGCGCGCGCGGGGAGAAUGUUGCCCGGAGCGGGGGCGGCCGCCCAGCGGAGCUGGCCAGAUAUGAAACGACCGCUGAGCCUGUCCCACCCUGCUGAGAACAGGACCCACCUGGCAGAGACGGCGCGGAGCCAGUCGGAGCAGAGCAGGAAGCGGGAGAAGAAGCACCAGUCGUUCACACUGUGCGAGGUCUGUAACAUCCAGCUCAAUUCGGCUGCCCAGGCGCAGAUACACUACAAUGGAAAAUCCCACCAGAAACGCCUCAAGCAGCUCAACAAAGGGAAGGUGCCGACGGGCCAAGGUCCAUCUGGGCACAGCAGCCCCCUCCUAGCAUCGCUGUCUAUUCCUGGGCGACCCCUACACCCGCCACUGGACAUCAAGCACUUCCUGACCUUUAGAAUCAGUGGGACGUCCCCACUCAACCUGUUCCCCAACUUCAACACGAUGGAUCCCGUGCAGAAGGCCGUGAUCAAUCACACCUUUGGCGUCCCCUCCCCACUCAAGAAGAAGCAGUUCAUCUCCUGCAACAUCUGCCACCUCCGUUUCAACUCCGCGAACCAGGCAGAGGCACAUUAUAAAGGCCACAAACACGCCCGGAGACUCAAAGCCAUAGAAGCUGUGAAGAACAAACAGAAAACAGCAGUGGCCACCAGCCGGGACAUCCCAGCAGACUUCCCUGCCACCCUGGACGUGAGCGGGGAUCCCCACAGCACAGUUCAAGCCAACGGCCUCCUGGGGCUGAAGGAGCCAGACGCUGAGUGUAGCAGCCUUAUGCUGACACCCAGCUUGGAGGAGUCCUCAGCCGAGCUGUCUGGCAGCGUCCCAGCCCUGGUCUCCCCGCCUGUUUCGGAGCUGUCAGAGGGCCCUUCGGAUGCCGCCAGUUUGGCCUCUUUGCCAGCGCCAGGAGCUGAGACGCCAGCCACUGAAUCGGGCAGCAGCAUCGGCUCAGCCCCUGACCGAGAAAAGGAAGGGAAGAAAAGCAAGCAGCACCUCUACUGCCCCACCUGCAAAGUGACGGUGAACUCGGCAUCCCAGCUGGAGGCUCAUAAUACGGGGGCCAAGCAUAAGUCUAUGCUGGAGGGUCAGACCACCCAGAUGCGGCGGGGCCGGGGCAAGGUCAUCCCCAGGGCGGGGCACAAGUCCAAAAGAAUUGGCAACAAGGGCAGCAUCAACAUCCAGAACAAGGCAUUCCAUUGCCAAGUGUGCGAGAUCUACGUCAACUCGGAGACCCAGCUCAAACAGCACGUAAGCAGCAGGAGACACAGAGACAGGCUUGCUGGGAAGCCACCCAAACCAAAAUACAGCCCGUACAACAAGCUCCAGAAGAACGCUGUCCUCGCAGUGAGUAUUCUAAAGUCCAAGCUGGCUUUGCAGAAGCACCUCACCAAAACCUUGGCCACCCGCUUCCUCCCGAGCCCCCUCACCACGGCAGCCAUGUGCGCCAUGCCCGGCCCACUCACCCUCAGACCAGCCACCGCUACCGCCCUCUUCCAGGCCCCGCUCCUUGGACCAGCGCUCUUCCGAACCCCGCCAGGCCACGUCCGCGCCACGCCCGGCCCCAUCGUCUUCGCGCCCUACUAGAGCCUCGUGCCCUCCAAGGCUCCGUCUCUCCCGGACGCGGCGAAGAGCCCGGGGAGCUAUGCAGCAAGGGGCAGCACUAUUGGACAGGGCUCUGUUCCGAUUGAAGGCAAAUGAUACUUUGUAACCAUUGAUCGGCGGGCGGGGGGGGGUUCUUUCACUCCCAGCGGGUUCCCACUGGGCUAGGAGAUUCCCCAGCUGACUGCUCUGCCAGGCCUGGCUGUGCUCCCCUUAUCCACACCCAGUGCCCCAGUCGGUUCUGCCACCCACUCACUCAGUAGCUCUCCAAAAACACAGCUCCAUGUCUGGUUUGAUUGGAUUCAGUUAAAGGGACGGUGCCAGGAUCCCCUAGGCCCAUUGAUGCCCGUGGCCAGCUGGUGCCCCUCUUUGGCUAGUGAGUUUUUCAUUCAUCCCCUUCCCAGUGAUUAAUUUAAACCAAACCAGGGAAGGGGCCUGGCUGACCCUCUGGAAAGGGAGGGUCUUUCUCUCAGGCUUGCUGGUUCAGAGCCAGCCCAGGUUCCUGACGACCCCCAGAUCAUAGGCCCUGCUGGAAGGAGUCUGUGGUGGAUCUCAGGCCAGUUUCUAGUGAGAGAAAGCUCCCCAGCACAAAAUCCACCCCCCUGUUUCCUACCCGUAGCAGGGAGGACGCAGCCUAAGCCCUGCAUGGGCCAUGAGGCACGUAGGCAGAGAGCCGCGUGGUGGAAGAUUGCCCUCCUACUGUCUGAGCCAUCCUGGAUCUGAGGAUGCAGGGAGUGUUACUCUCCAGCUCCUCUAGUCUGGUCCAUUUCAGCAGCAGGAAAUCCAGAGGAAAAAUUAACAAAAACAGACACCAGCAAACAGGGACAGCGUUUUCCCAUAGAACAAACAGUUGAACCCCGGGGCUCCUUGGCAGCAGAGACCUCUUUGCUGCUCACUUCAGAAAACACAUUAUCGUCCCACACCGGAAGUGCAGUGGAGGGCCACUCAAAUUGGAUUGGAGCGUUUGUCUAGAGCAGUGGUUUUUAACCUUUUUUUAAUUUGCGGACCCCUUUGGAAAUGAGAUAUAGUCUGAGGAUCCCCAGGGAUCCGUGGACCACAGGUUGAAAACCACGGGUCAAGUGGUUAGACAACAGGACUCCUGGAUUCUCCUCCCAGACCUGGGACAGGGUGUAAGAACAGGAUGUGGGAAAUCAGGACACCUGGGUUCCAUUCCCAGUUCAGCUAAGGCCUGGAGUCAAUUGGUUAGAGAACGGCCCUUCUCCUUGGCAUCUAUUCCCAACUCUGCCAUUCACUCCCUUGCGCCACGGUGCUUCACCUCUUAGUGCCUCAGUUUCCCCCCAUUAAGCAGGGUAUAGCUCUGUCCCUACCUCGCAGGGAGGCUGAGUGAAGGUUCAUAAAGCACAUUGUCCUUCCAUAGCGCGUUUCCUUGGAGAGCUGCAAAGCAUUCCUACUGUUAACAGGCCAGCAGACACAAUCCAGUCACCCAGCCCCCUUGAAACUAGGAGCUUCCAAGGAAACUGGGAGGAUUCCCUGUUCGUUCAGCCCGACAGCCCAGAAUCAAAGAGCAGGUUUGUUUAACAAGCCCGUGGCAUUGUCCCUCUCAUGCUCUGAGUGCAGCUUGCAGACUGAGGGGCUCCAGGGCCCGCGCUAGGCGAUAUGGGAGCAAUGGGUUUGUUUUUCACUGUGUUAAAAGACGGCGCGAGGACCUGGUCUGAACAGUCACCGAGGCGCUCCUGGCUCCCUAGCGUGCUGUAAAUAGAAAUAUGCAGGAAGGUUGGACCUUGUGCUGGAGUGACAACCCGUCCCAAUCUAUGCAAAUCCGAACGGAGCAGCCCGUCGUUGUGGUAACUGGGCUGCGUCCUGCGGCGGUACCCGCUCUGUCUGUACAGCGAGGAAUGUUGGUCGGAGCAGACACUGAACCAUGCACCUCUGUGAGAGAGCCCCCUGCUCCCCACUGCACAGGCUCUGGGCCCCCAGCGGAGGCUGCCCUCCUAUUUGGGCAGCUAGCAGUCCCCACGCACAAGCACACCUGUCCGAUGACUUAACUUGAACACACCAGCUGUGUGUCAGGCAGCGUUUGGGCAGCACAGGGGAGGAUCCUGCCCCCCCACCACCACUGGAGGCUGAACACAAUUUCCAAACACCAUGUGGCCGUGAGAUUGUCACUUACCCAGAGCUCAGGGGCAGUCCCUGGGUGCUUUGGGCAAUACGGGUCUGUGUGUUUCAUGUCCCCGAUCCACAGAGGAGAUGGGUCGGUUAUAGCUCAAGCUGGAGCAUUGUGCUUUUAGUGUUGGAGGUCCCUAGUGCAAGGCCUGAUGGUGCUGUCCCACAACCCCUGCCCCCUUGGCAUGGUCACCAGUGGGGUUUGACCUGGGGCCAUCAGCACCACAAUGCAGAUUCCUACUGCUCGAACUGGGAGUAGUAGUGGGUUGUUAUCCCCUACAGGACCAGCCCACUAGAGGGGGCUGUGCUAAGUGCUUGGACAGCGUAUUACAGGAGCGCACUACAGGGGGACAUGGCAGCUCUCAGCACGUGGGAUAUGCCGGGGAGACUGUUCUCCCCCUCCCCCCAUGGGAGUGCAUGGAGCUGGUGCAGGAUAGACUGGCCUGCCUGGGGGUAAACCAGACUCAGGCCUCGGGGCUGAGAACUGGGAGAUCCAGUCCUGGGGCUGGGGGGAGGGGCACAUUUUGAUGCCAGUUUAUCAACGGGGACGGCUGCCAUGAGCGGGGUGGGGUGGGCCUGUCCCGCUGCAUGGCUGGGGACAGUGGGUGCAGCGAGGUGUUAACCCCCCACCCCCAGUUCGGGGAAAUCCCCUGCUAGGCAUCCACAAGGAAAUGGAGUCCCGGUGGGGGCUAGACCCCCCCCAGAUCACAGGAGUCCCUUUCAUAAAUCCCAUGUGGGGGUGGGGGCUGGUGGUGGGAGUUGCCACUGGGCAAACCGUCCCCUCACAAAGCUUUAGAUGCGGCGAGGGAGGGAUCUGGACACCUCUGUGUGAUGCCAGUCAUCCCCUAAUGCCAUCAGCCCCCAGGUAACCUGGGACUUACCCUGGCGCCAGCCAUCCAGCCCCGCAGCAGCCUCUCCUCCAUGUGCGUCUAGUUGGGUUCGCUCCCUCCCGCCACCAUCCCACUCCAGCUCCGGUCUCCUCCCCGGGUCCACAGCGCCUGCUGUCUCUUGUGCAGUGGUCAUUUUAGGAAUUCAGGAAGCACAAAGCUUUAGCCAUGGCCCCCCCUCCACCCUGAGAGACUCCGGUCGCUUUCCCCAGAGCCAGAGUCAAACCUGCCCUCAGCCCAGUGGCGGGGUCAUGAUACACUAGGGACACUUCGCACUUUAACCCCUUGAAAGCCAUUCCUCCCCGUCACAACCAUCCUGCAACGGGCUGCUUCAGAGCACUCUACUGUCUCCUUCACCUCCAGCCCCCCGCACACCACCCCCUGCGCUAGCCAAAGCAGUUACCACCUCUGAGUUCGCAUACGCUGUGGUAGGUCAUAGGCCCCAGCGCUGACGUGUGCCCCUCUGUAAAUACCCUUGGCGUGAUGUGAACAAUGUUUGAUUUUCACAACUAAAAAGCAAACGAAAUAAUCAGCCUCUAGGGACUUGGCCAGUACCCCCCCCACACCCUCUGUACUGUUCAGUGUAUAUUUUUGGAUGUACUAUAACCGUUGGAGGGGGGGGAAAGGAAACUAUUUUGAUAAUCAAAUCUCAUUGCUUUCUUGUGUUACUCAGUAAAUAAAAGGAACCUGUAUAAAUGCG